AUGGAUCAGUUUGAGCCUUUUGCCAAAAACCAUCACCCACCAUUUGGAGGUGGAUGGUUAAUCUUUUGGAAUGACUUUGACACAAAGCAAAUACAGAUAUUGGUCUUUGGUCUAAUUUUGCUGUAUCUUUCUUCACAGCUCCCUGUUAUGGGAGGAGCCUUUAUGGACUCACCCAAUGAGGACUUUAGUACAGAGUACUCCUUGUUUAACUCAUCAGCCAACGUCCAUGCAGCUUCUUCCAUGCAGAAUCCACCAGAAGAGACAUCCCGCUCUUCAAAUGAUGCCAUAUUGCUAUGGAUUGCAAUAAUAGCAACAAUUGGAAAUAUUGUGGUUGUGGGAGUGGUGUAUGCCUUCACCUUCUAG
Opisthocomus hoazin is the source of this 363-nucleotide messenger RNA. NCBI's taxonomy places the organism in Eukaryota, Metazoa, Chordata, Aves, Opisthocomiformes, Opisthocomidae. The record is from RefSeq and is a predicted model, not a curated record.